UCUGUAAACUUUUCCCUUCACCUUAGCUGACACUCUUCUGUCACAGAUCACUCCUGACACUUUUCUCCAGCUGUUGUCAUUGUACCUACAUUCAGAGUUCCAAACUUCAGACCAACACUUAUAUAUACUUACUAUACUUCUUCUUUUCCACUUACUUUCUUUUACUCUUAACCAAACGCCAUCCUCUUCUUCUCUGUCUUUGAACAACAGUAGCCUAAUUUCCAUCAGUGUCCUGUAGGUCAACAGCACUGUUGGCGGUCGUUUUUGACCCGGGCACUGACCGAUCCGGUAUGGAAAACGUUUUAAUUUGCAUUCUUUGUUUUGGUUUUACACCGGAUGCCCUCACCAUUUAUCCGGGCUUGGGACCAGCACUAUAAAACACUGAUCUGUGUGCCCUAAUGGCUGGUUGCUCGUCAUAGUAAUAGACCAAAAAAAAAAAAAAAAAAAAAAAAAAAAAAAAAAAAAAAAAAAACAAAGAAAGAAAGAAAAAAGCACUUAGGCUGGAGAUUUUGAAGAACUUGCAAACAGAUGUCAAUUUCUGUUUAGUAUGACUUAGAUAAUAAGGCCCAGAGUUAGAGUAAGAGUAAUUGCAGCAUGAUUAAAAUAAAAACCCAUCUGGAGAUUCUCCUAACAGUUCAAAGUGAAUAAAAAGAGAUAAAAUCAUGGGAACAGAGGUGGCCAAGAACCCAGAGAGACACACCAAGAGGAAGUGUGUGUUAUGUACGUGUGUGUGUAUAUGUGUUAUGUAGUCAGUGCUGAGUCAUUGCUGGGCUGGCCAGGCAGAUAGAACCAGGCUUCUGGGGGGGCCAGCUGCAGGGGGAGCCGGGGGCACGCACUGAGCAUGCUCUGCAUCAAGUACAGGAAGGGAAUUAGUUGUUGUGACAGGAGACAUCCAGAGCCGUAGUGACGCAAUGUUUCAUGAUGCCAAGUUUCAGCUCCGGCCAUUGACGUAGGCGUUCCUUGGUAUGUUGAUUGAUACUAAGGACAAAAGUGAUGCCCUAUAGAAUAUUAAUAUUCAGUAUUAACACCUUUUUUUGACUGCAUAUGUUGAUGGUUCAGGACAUGCGAAGGGAGGGAGAUGUUAGACCAUAGAUAAGAAAACGUGUUGCUCCAUGUUUGGGCCAACCACAGAAAGCUCUCUCCCUCUCUUUUUUGUGGUUUUCUGUGAUCUGUAGCACCCCAGUCUAACUCCCCCCACACCAGCCCACACACCCCUGUAUACACGCACACAUACACGCACACACAGUCACACUUCCUGUAUUUAGAGUAGACCCUUCUCUACUGCACUGGAGGAAGAUGUGAUUCUCAGCUGGUUACUGCAAUGAAUAGUAACACUAUCCAUCCACCCAACACCACCACAACAGCAGGAGGAGGUUCAAGUAUUCCAGCGCCCCAAAGAGGAUGGAGGGAAUUCUGUGAGCUGCAUGCCAUGGCCACUGCCCGGCAACUAGCCGGACACUACCGGAGCUUUGCCAGAGAGUGGCCACAACAUGAGAUCCUUCCACCAGAGACCUUUUCCGAGCAGUUCACUGACCUCUUUCAGAAGCACUUUUGCUGUGAGGUUGACCAUGAUGGCUCACCUCUCAGCCAAAACAGAUGCUCUACCUCUACAAGUAGUUCCACUAGUUCCCCACACACUGAGAAUGGCCAAUCAUGGAUCACCUCUUGGUCUGGGGUUCAGGACUAUCGGGAAGCAGGACGUCAAAGUUGUGGGACUGCCCCAUCCACUUUGAUGCCCCAAAAGGUGGAGCCCCUGGUGCUUAGCCUGGAACAUGAACAGUGUGCUGCAGGAGACCCCUUGUCUGGAAAUACUGUGGUGCUCAAAGGAUCGAAUCUUAUCUUUGGUAGUGAUGGCAACGAGGAGGUCUCUUGCCCCAGUCAUCAUCAGGGGUAUGAACUGUGGUCGUCUAACUCCUCAGCCUCCUUCCCUGGACACCUUGAGCCCACACACGUCUCUGUCAGUGAGAUUGAGAAGACUUUGAGCAGACUCUUUAAGACACUUCCUGAACCCCCCUUAAGCCCAGACCUGUCCCCUGGCAGCCCCGGCCCCACUAACAGCAACAGCAGUCCCCCAAAUAGCAGUGACAGUGUAGCUGAGAAUCCCCCAACAAGUGAGGAGUUGCCCUCCUCCUCCUCCUCCUCCCACUCUUCUUCAUGUCUUAACUCAGAGGCUUCUCCACGGGGCUUCUCAAACAGGUUCAUGAGGAGAGUAACUUUUCACUUCCUCAAUCGUUUUCUGUGGUUUCGCAACAGAAGCAUGAAUCAAAGGAGGUCAGAGGUCAGUGGCUGCUGCAAAGAAGGCCAGCUGAAGUAUAUACUGGUGGAUGACACUAUCUCAGACUCUCAGCCAAUGUGGAAACGCUGCAGACUGCUGGUCAGGCGAAUCACAAGUGCUGGCAGAGGAGGAGGAGGAGGAGAAAGAGGAGGAGGAGGAGGAGGAAGAGGAGGAGGAGAAGAGAGGUACCAGUUGGAGCUCUAUGAUCCUCCAAAGGCUCAUAACCCAACGCUGACGACUCAGUGCUCUGAUAUCCAAGAAGUGCGUCGGUGCAACCGUCUAGAAAUGCCAGACAAAAUAAACACUUUUGUUUUAAAGGUUAAUCAAGGCAACCUGAUAUUUGAGACAGCAAACGACCAGCAGGUCAGCUCCUGGACAACAGAGCUAAAAGAGUGCAUCAGCAACAGGUCAGGCAGCGUGGAUCUGGAGCUGCUCCUUUCCUCAGCAGAAAGCUUGGUUUCAGACAAUUGCAGAGGAAGGUCAGCAUCAGCUGCUCAAAGUCCAGUGACCUUUAUUUCACCAGAGCAGGUGAUACAGAGGACGGACCACUUCCUCUUCUCCUACCCAUGGUUCCAUGGGCCCAUCUCCCGAGUCAAAGCAGCAAACCUGGUCCAGGACUCUGGGCCAGAGGGACACGGAGUGUUUCUGGUGCGACAGAGUGAGACGCGCAGGGGAGACUACGUCCUCACAUUUAACCACAAGGGAAAAGCAAAGCACCUGCGUCUCUCUCUGACAGAGUGGGGUCAGUGCAGGGUCCAGCACCUGCAUUUCCCUUCUGUUAUGGACAUGCUCAGCCACUUCCACCUGUUCCCCAUUCCUCUGGAGUGCGAAACAGUGGAGGGAGUCACACUCUCCAACUUUGUAGUGGCCGGCUUCAGUCCCCCAUCACAGGGUGAGGCCCUGCUGCACGGCCUUCUGUCAAAACGUGCCGUCCUGGUCCCGUUCUCCCUCCACCGCUGGAGCUCAGAGCCCAGCCUGUCUCACUGUAGCCUCACCCGUAGCUUCAGUCACCCGAUGUCACCCUGCCGCACCUCGUCCAGUCCCAGCUCUGCGUCCCAGUCAGGAAACCAUGCCCAGACCAUGGCCAGACCCCGCACCAACCCCGCCCCUGAGCCUCGUGCACCAGCUUUCUCUCCUGCUCUCUUGCAUCACAGAGAGUCGGUGGGGAGGGGGCUUCUUCUCCACCACCCUGCCUCUCACUCUCCCAUCAUCCGCCAGGGUGACUCAGACUAUGAGCUGGAGCCUGAGCACGGCCAGAAGCUGGCGAAAGAUAACCAGUACAUGUUGCUGUGACCUGCUGAGACACAAGUGUCCAUCGGGGGUCACCGCACACACACACAGCGAUUUAAGAGCUGCAGACUCAUCAGAAUGAGCACAGUUGUCGCUGUCUAAAUAUCUAGGUCACGCCCCUCAGUUGACCAUUGUGAAUGUAUUUUUGUGAGAAUAAUUACAGUUUGGACACACAUGACAAUUCCUCUCACACACACAUUUGUAUGUGUGUGUGUGUGUGUGUGUGUAAGAUGGAGAGAGGGAGGGAGCAGCACCUAAAGCUGUCCUUUACACAACAGAAAAUGAUACAUUAUUAUUUUCAUUUUUAUUAUUAUGUUUCAGAUAAAUUGAAUAAGGUGAUCUUUAUUUAACCUCUGGGACACUUGACCUGAGCUGAUUGUGACACAGCUUUAGUCAAGUGCCCCCUUUAGGACAUUAAAAAAAAAAAGAAAAGAAACGACAUUUCACACUUGGUCUUCUUCACAAGUGUGUGGAGCAAACUGCCAGAUAAACAUCAACAACAAACAACAAACACUUCAUGGUCGAAUGUUUUUAUACUUUAGAUUUUUCUCAUCGAACACAUUGUUUUAUAUGAAUAUAUAUACAUAUAUACACACACGUAUAUUUUUACAUACCGUAUAUGUGCACAUAUAUGUAUUAAUAUACAUACAUACGUGUAUAUAUAUAUAUGUUUGAGUGUAUACACAUAUUCUUGUAUAUAUAUUUAUAUAUAGCUCCAUAAAUAUAUGUGUGUAUAUAUGUAUCUAUAUAUACACAUAUAUACUUUGGUAACAAUGUGUAUUUGUGAAUGAUGUUGUGGUUUAUUGGCUAAUGUGUGUGUGUGUGGUACAGUAUUUGCAUUAGUCCCUGUGUGAGUUUGUGUUGCAUUAGUCACUUCUGGAUUGAAUUUUUAUGUUGUUUUUAAUCAGCGUCACCUCAUGUCUGAAUCACAGAAACUAAAACUGUGCCAUGACAACAACAAUACACACACACACACACACACACAGAGAGAGAGAGAGAGCUCAGUUCAAGGUCACAACCUGUGUUUUGUGCUUUCUGAUGAAUUUUAACAAAUAUAAUUGUGUAUAACAAUAAUUAUAUUUAUUUUCAUCUGGUAGCACACAAUCCAUGGACCAUUAACUGGAAGCAUUAACGAAUAUGAACUGUCACCAAAGACUUUGUUCAUAGUCACUAAUGCUGAACUCUGACCAUUUUGUUUGUGUGGAUUUUCCACAUUAGUCUCAGAAAUGUGGUUUGUUGUUGGAGCAGAGGAAACAACGUCAAGACUCUUUAUGGAAAUCAGACACUGACGAUCAAAGACUGUCUCUGUUGGAAAAUCAGAUUUAACAUCUUAAAUCAACAGCAUUAAUUGCCUCUUAUUAUUAUUAUUAUUUUACUGUGGAAGUGAUGCCUUCACUCCUUCACUCCCAACUUCUCUGACGAAGUGUCCACACAAGUGAUGAUCAGACACAUAUUCCCUCUACAUCUGCUUCUCUCUGUACCAGAAUUCUAUUCCAAAUUUCCAAGUGCCUUUGUCAAAAACAGAGAUUAUCCGAGAUUCAAACUGCCAGCUUUGAGAUGUGCCAACAGAAAUCACUGACUGUGUAUGGGGACGUGGAUGUGGUCUGUGUUAGUACGUAUGAUGUAUGUGUGUGUGUGCGUGGAAAUCUGAGGAGAAAUGAUUUCUCACUCAGGUGACACACUUCAUUAAGGAACUGUGUAUUAGACUGAGCUGAGUUAAUCACCAGUAUGUUAAUAAUAUUAAACACAGAAGUUCAGCUAACACAGUGUAGCACUGCAACUGGAACUUCAGCCAGAAGUAUAAAUUGAUUUUUAAAACCUCAGCCUGAGCACCACCAGUGGUACGUGAACCAUAGUUUGAGAAUCUUUGAUAAAUUUUAUGAGAUUUCCAAUCACACACAGUUUCCAACCAGUGAGGACCUUUUUUUUUCUGCAAUACUUCAAAAUUUCCAGUUUGCAAAAAUUGACGACGAUUCAUUCCUUGCACACAGUUGGUGGAGAAUACAGAACAUGUCAUCACUCAACUCAGGUGAUUUCUUUAUAAAAAUGAUAUAAAAAUGAUAUCUAUAUAUUUUUUGACCUAUUUUUCCAACUAAUUUUGAAAGGCUUUCCUACUAAAAUGAAACAUCAAAGAAAUGUGUCUUCAACACAUUUCUUCAGUCGUAGCCACUAACAACCAACCUUGUCCAACGAUGACGACCAAGCAUGGUCACAUUUGUUUCAGUAGCGUCCAGUAGCGUCCAGUGGGAUAGCAUUGGAAGAGAACGUGCUAAGACUAAGUGUCUGUCUUCUAACGUGGCUUUAACACUAACUUCAGCUGUUUAUUUUGUAGACGUCAUGUGGCUAACGCUUACGUCUGUCUGUUUCUCUGUCCUUCUUCUCUUUAUUGUUAAGUGAAUAAACAAGUGAUGUGAUGUGAACUUCUUCUAUUGUACAACGACACGUCGCCAAAGGAACAUUUUUACAAUGGUUGUGUCCUCUUUAAUGUAUUAUCUGUUUGAUGUUGACGUGUGUCAAGUGUUUGGAAGGGGAACAAAAACAAGGAUGUUUUUGGCAAAAGUACGGUUGGUUUUCCUGCAUUCAUGCGCCCGAGUCAAAGCGUAACUCUUGUUUCAUUCGUGCUGAAGGAAAGCAACGGUAGUGUUAACUAUUUGGACUUUUGACUCCUGUGUCUUUGCCUUCUGUCGGAGGGAAAAGGACUGUGCCUUUGCCAGAAAGCUGCUGUUACUUUUCCCCUUUUUCUGGAAAGCUCAGGGUGUGAUGUGAUGUAGAACAUGUGUAGUGCAAUAUAAGAGAAAUGCCCAGUGCUUUACACCUGCUUCUGUGUGUACCAGUGUGUGUGUGUACCGCACGAGCAGCAGCAGAUGGAUAGAAUAUAGGUAUAAAAGUAUUUGCAACUGCUCAAAGUUAC
Cynoglossus semilaevis (tongue sole) is the source of this 6476-nucleotide messenger RNA. Its product is annotated as SH2B adapter protein 3-like. Gene Ontology annotation, cellular component: plasma membrane. Gene Ontology annotation, biological process: intracellular signal transduction. The coding region runs from base 1322 to 3568 and encodes 748 amino acids. The record is from RefSeq and is a predicted model, not a curated record. Gene Ontology annotation, molecular function: transmembrane receptor protein tyrosine kinase adaptor activity. NCBI's taxonomy places the organism in Eukaryota, Metazoa, Chordata, Actinopteri, Pleuronectiformes, Cynoglossidae. The transcript is spliced from 8 exons.